This is a messenger RNA of Uncinocarpus reesii 1704, 675 nucleotides long. RefSeq lists its product as uncharacterized. NCBI's taxonomy places the organism in Eukaryota, Fungi, Ascomycota, Eurotiomycetes, Onygenales, Onygenaceae. Bases 1 to 675 code for a protein of 224 amino acids. The record is from RefSeq and is a predicted model, not a curated record. The transcript is spliced from 2 exons.
AUGACUCUCAUGGCAGCUCUCCGCUGCCUCACUUCUGAUCAGAAUGUGCUAGAUGUGGCCUGGGGACGUGUGGAAGAGAAACGAUCCCAUGUUUAUGUGGUUGCGAAUUGGAAAACCAAAGAGAGCGCGGAGAUGUUCCUGACAUCCGAGCGCAAAAGAGAUUAUCACGCAAUGCUCUCAUCUGCUAGCGAUAAUGCCCAAAAUCCGAUAACUUACAUUGUCAACUUCAAACCUGGUUUUUGGAUCCCCAACCUCCUCAACCGCCGUACCGAAGUCGCAAAAGUUUUUUUCCAAGCCCCCAUGAGUGUGGAGCUACAGCGUGAAAUCUCCGCCUUUCUUGGCAAGGCUGGCGAGCAUAGCAGCGGCAGCUCGAAGACCAUCAAGGCCCCGGUGGAUUGUCUCGUCUCGCAAGGCUGGGUGGAUGGGCUUACUGAGCAGAAUGGGAAGACAUUGAAGGGUUCUCUAUGGCUGCAUGGCUGGCGGAAUUCAGAACGAGAGAGGGUCUGGAAGACAGAAUAUCGACCUGGUGUUGACCCGGCGGACCAAAGCAAGUUCCUGAAGGUUGACGAGUACUGGAAGGUGAUGCUCGAGCAUUUUGGAGCUGUGAGAUGGGAGGAAGGACACUGCAAUUUCAUAAGGAUUCCGGAUGCUGCAUUUCAGCAACCUGAGAACUAA